AUGGUUGAUAUGAACAAAAGUCUCGGUUUUGGUGCGGGAAAGGGCCAUGAGAACGAAUGGGCGGCGCUUGGUGGGAUUCCCGUUGACCAAAUAGUAGGCGAAGUUGACGGGCAAGGCAAGAUGAUAAUGGAAAACAAACUUUACAACGAGAAGAAGUACGCAGGUCUUCGCGCUGGCGGUGCACAUGAGGAACUUGCUGGCUUUCCGAAGACCGGAUUCACCGGAAAGGGUUCCGAACGCUGGAACGAACCGCAGUAUAGUGGAUUCAGAGACACGCCUAUGCUCAAAUCCGUCGAGACUAUACCAACAAACACCGGAGAGCUUUGGGGUAGAAUUUACAAAAGAAGUGGUGGCUCAACCAGCUGUGUGAUGCAACUGGAGAUGGAUGAAAAUCAAUCAGCCAAAGAAGCCAACAAGAACCAAGGGGACAACAAGAACCAAGAGGCCAACAAGAACCAACAGGCCAACAAGAAUCAAGAGGCGCCCGAAGAAAAGCCCGCCAAGCCCGCAGCAAAGCAGCCCAAGAGGUCCGGAGCCACCAUAUUAGGAGGUUCUGCCCUUGCUAUUGGUGGUGCUAUUCCAGAAUGUCUUGAAAAUCUUGGUCUUAAACGCGGUGCUGCUCGUCAUCUUUUUCCUGAAUCUUGGAGAAAAUGGCUUAUUGAGCAUGGUACCCGUGCCCGCCCACACUUUAAGGGGAUUCGCUUUGGCUCACCCACUAAAGUGGGUGCUUUCCCGCGAGAGUGGGAAGAUGCUCGAAACGCAUCGACACCAUGUUGGCAAACCACUCAAUCCUGGCAAUCGGUUGCUCAAUUCAGUUGA
Molecule: messenger RNA, 819 nt
Organism: Hirsutella rhossiliensis
Lineage: Eukaryota; Fungi; Ascomycota; Sordariomycetes; Hypocreales; Ophiocordycipitaceae
Product: heat-labile enterotoxin alpha chain domain-containing protein
Exons: 1
Coding region: 1-819 (272 amino acids)
Molecular function (GO): toxin activity
Source: RefSeq, a predicted model, not a curated record